This is a messenger RNA of Funneliformis mosseae, 630 nucleotides long. NCBI's taxonomy places the organism in Eukaryota, Fungi, Glomeromycota, Glomeromycetes, Glomerales, Glomeraceae. The record is from the annotation of a GenBank genome assembly.
AUGAUUUUAAAUCAAAAAAAUUUUUUACCGAUAUAUAAUCUUUCUAAAAUAUUUAUUAAUUCAAUUACACGCAUUGAUAAUGUUCGUUCACCACAGAAAAUUGAUAAUACACUGAAAGCGGUUCAUAACUCAAAACCUUUAUCUAGAUUGAUAACUUCCACAACUACGCCAGAACCAUUAACUUCGCCCCUUCCACCACCUUCGCAUUCACUUCCACCAUCGAAAUAUCCUCCCAAUACCCCAUCAUUCUCGACCACUACAAAAGAAUAUCUAGAUCGUUUACGAGAUCAACUUCAUUAUUAUGCAGUAAUAGAAAUUCGAUCACAAAAAUUCUUGAUAACAAAAAAUGAUUUGGUUAUAGCCCAUAGAUUACGUGAUUUAGAUGUUGGGGAUGAGAUAAAAUUAAAUCGGGUUUUGGAAUUAGGUUCAAAAGAUUACACUAUUAAGGGUAAGCCUCUAGUUUCCGAGGCAUUUUAUAAUAUUAAAGCUACCGUGGUGGAACAACCAAAGGGACCUUUUAUUGAAAUCUUUAAAAAGAAACGAAGGAAUAGGCAUAGAAAAAGAGUAACCCAUAAACAAACUUAUACUGUGUUGAGAAUCUCUGAAGUUGAAGUUAAUAAAUUGAUAUGA